AUGACGUCUAUUCCUUUCAACGAUCAGCGCUGGCAGCCGAGGGGCAAAGCUACGCAUGCACCAACAAUAUCUGAAGAUGGUGUGGAGAUCUGUUUUCCUACCGAGGCUGGUACAGACUGGUGGAGGACGCCUGAAAGAGAUAGUCAGGACGGAUUGAUGUAUGGCUUCGAGCAAGAGAUCGGCAAAGAGGGUAUCGAGAUCAGUGUAGAUGUGCAUGUAAACCCUGAAGUGCAAGUCUGGUUGUUGACGUAUAUCAGCGAUCAAGCUGCUGUACUCCUCAGGCUUGGCCCGACAACGUGGGUUAAAGCAGGCUUGGAGUUUGAAAACGGGAAAUUGUGGGCAGGUGUGGUAGCAACGGCCCCGUAUUCAGAUUGGUCACUCCUACCACCUCCUUCCAAGACUUCUCGUUUCACCUUGUCUCUCAAAGGGCAGAAAUUAAAAGUGUAUCUCAACGAAGAGAUGGUUCGAGAAGUCAAUGUCUUCGGUGAUGGGGAAGCAAAGAAGGGUUUCAUCGGCGUGAUGGGUUGUUCUCCUAAAGGAGGUGGAGCUGAAGUCGUAUUUAGGGAGUUUGCGGUGAAGGAGGGAGUCAGAGACUGA
Messenger RNA from Kwoniella botswanensis, 597 nucleotides. RefSeq lists its product as uncharacterized. The transcript has 3 exons. NCBI's taxonomy places the organism in Eukaryota, Fungi, Basidiomycota, Tremellomycetes, Tremellales, Cryptococcaceae. Bases 1 to 597 code for a protein of 198 amino acids. The record is from RefSeq and is a predicted model, not a curated record.